Hydractinia symbiolongicarpus is the source of this 1168-nucleotide messenger RNA. Its product is annotated as S-antigen protein-like. The transcript has 2 exons. Lineage: Eukaryota; Metazoa; Cnidaria; Hydrozoa; Anthoathecata; Hydractiniidae. The record is from RefSeq and is a predicted model, not a curated record. Bases 186 to 863 code for a protein of 225 amino acids.
AAGCAGUUGUUUUGUACGGACUAUAUGAAGUAACCGUAGCAACGCAUUCCAACAUUUCGAUAAGUUUUAUUUUUUGUGUUCUAAGCGGAAGAUUCUUUUUCGGACAAAACAAGUGAUUUUGUGAGUUUUGCUGAGCACAAAGCAGAGCAGUACACCAAGAUCGCACUCAAAUCGAUUCUUUCAAGAUGAAUUGGAUUAUGUUAUUAUUAUGUUUUUUAUCAUCUGCACACGCUUUCAAAAUUAAUAGGCAUUUGAGCGAUGUGUUGUUAGAUGACGGAGAUAUGAAUGAAGGAAUAUUAGACAGUAAGGACGACGAUACAAAAGGUAAUUAUGGGGAUAAUUACAGAGAUAAUGAUGGUGAGGACGAGGACGAGGCUGACAAUGAAAAUGAUGACAACGGCGAUGAUGGAGAUAAUGAUGAUGGUGACUAUGGAGAUAAUGAUGACGGUGAUGAUGGAGAUAAUGAUGAUGGUGAUGAUGGUGACUAUGGAGAUAAUGAUGAUGGUGAUGAUGGAGAAAUUGAUGGCAGCGACGAUAGCAAAAAUGAUGUCAGUGAUGGUGGAGAAAGAGGAAUUAAAAAAAAGGAUGCUGUAAAGAACACAAAAAGAGGUCUAAUGUUCGCCUCUGGUGCUACAAGAAGAGUUCAUACAGAGUGUUGUCCUGUUAUUAUAGCAACAAAGAAAACAAAGAUGCAGCUGAACUGUCAUUUUGUGUGUGAGCGGCAAAGAAACCCACCUCACUGUGGAUUGAAAGUGAAACGCAUCUGUGAGCAUACCACGAUAAGAAUAAUACAAAAGUCUGUGUGUAAACCACGACGAGUGUACAAGACAAUACAAUUUUUACUUCCUUCAACGAUACAGUAACAAUAAAUCUACGAAGUUUUAAACACCAUUAUGUUUUUUAUUAAUUUUAUUUCUAAUUAUCUGUCUCAUCUCGCACAGCACUGUUCUUAUUAAACAACAUAUAUGUAUUAGAAUUAGGAUGUUGUUGUUUGUUUGUAUCUUAUAAUUCCAAGCAGUUUGAUAUAUUUCUCUCUAAACCCACCCUAAACCGCUGAGUACUGGUCAUAUUUUCUAGCUCAUAAACUUUGUUUGAUGUGCACAUAUUUUUUUCAUGAAAUAAAAUCUGCAUUUAUCAUAAAGUUUCUCUUUGCUUAGUUAAUCCCCGA